Odocoileus virginianus texanus is the source of this 5429-nucleotide messenger RNA. Lineage: Eukaryota; Metazoa; Chordata; Mammalia; Artiodactyla; Cervidae. The record is from RefSeq and is a predicted model, not a curated record.
GUGGAAAGGCAGUUAUGACAGUUGGCAAGUAGAAGGGACAGAAGAUAGAAAUCAGCUCAACAUAAGGAAGAACUUUCUGAUCACUAUACUGACCUAAAAUGAACUGGCCUGCCUUUGGAGGGUCCGAGUUCUUCAUCCCAGCAGGCAUUCAGAUAGAGGCGGGAUGCCCACUCAGCAGAAGUAUCACAGAAUGGUACCAUUACUAUGGCAUCGCAGUGAAGGAAAGCUCCCAAUAUUACGAUGUGAUGUAUUCCAAGAAAGGAGCUGCCUGGGUGAGCGAGACAGGCAAGAAAGAAGUGAGCAAGCAGACGGUGGCGUAUUCACCCCGGUCCAAACUUGGAACAUUGCUGCCAGAAUUUCCGAAUGUCAAAGAUCUAAAUCUACCGGCCAGUCUGCCAGAGGAGAAGGUUUCUACCUUUAUUAUGAUGUACAGAACACACUGUCAGAGAAUACUGGACACUGUAAUAAGAGCCAACUUUGAUGAGGUUCAAAGUUUCCUUCUGCACUUUUGGCAAGGAAUGCCGCCCCACAUGCUGCCUGUGCUGGGCUCCUCCACGGUGGUGAACAUCGUCGGCGUGUGCGACUCUAUCCUCUACAAGGCGAUCUCCGGAGUGCUGAUGCCCACCGUGCUGCAGGCGCUACCUGACAGCUUGACUCAGGUGAUCCGGAAGUUUGCUAAGCAGCUGGAUGAGUGGCUAAAAGUGGCUCUCCAUGACCUCCCAGAAAAUUUGCGAAACAUCAAGUUUGAAUUGUCAAGAAGAUUUUCCCAAAUCCUGAGACGGCAAACAUCACUAAAUCACCUUUGUCAGGCAUCUCGAACAGUGAUCCACAGUGCAGACAUCACGUUCCAAAUGCUGGAAGACUGGAGGAACGUGGACCUCAACAGCAUUACCAAGCAAACCCUUUACACCAUGGAGGACACUCGUGAUGAGCACCGGAAGCUCAUCAUCCAGUUGUAUCAGGAAUUCGACCACCUCCUGGAGGAGCAGUCUCCCAUCGAGUCCUACAUCGAGUGGCUGGACACAAUGGUGGACCGGUGUGUUGUGAAGGUGGCUGCCAAGAGACAAGGAUCCCUGAAGAAGGUGGCCCAGCAGUUUCUCUUGAUGUGGUCCUGUUUUGGCACAAGGGUGAUCCGGGACAUGACCUUGCACAGUGCCCCCAGCUUCGGGUCUUUUCAUCUGAUUCACUUGAUGUUUGAUGACUACGUGCUGUACCUGUUAGAAUCGCUUCACUGCCAGGAGCGGGCCAACGAGCUCAUGCGGGCCAUGAAGGGAGAAGGAAGCACGGCAGAAGUCCGAGAAGAGAUAAUCCUGACAGAGGCUGCCCCGCCAACCCCUUCGCCUGUGCCGUCAUUUUCUCCAGCAAAGUCUGCCGCGUCGGUGGAAGUGCCGCCCCCCUCCUCCCCUGUCAGCAACCCAUCGCCUGAGUACACAGGCCUCAGCACUUCAGGAGCGAUGCAGUCGUACACGUGGUCUCUAACGUACACGGUGACAACAGCGGCAGGGUCCCCGGCUGAAAACUCUCAACAGCUGCCCUGUAUGCGGAGCACGCACGUGCCUUCCUCUUCGGUCACACACAGGAUACCAGUUUAUCCCCACAGAGAGGAGCACGGAUACACGGGCAGCUAUAACUACGGGAGCUAUGGCAACCAGCAUCCUGCCCCGAUGCAGAGCCAGUACCCAGCGCUCCCACACGACACGGCCAUCUCAGGACCGCUGCACUACCCCCCGUACCACAGGAGCUCCGCGCAGAUGCUGUUGCCUCGGGCCGGGAGUCUCUUCCUCAGCCUCUUCUGCUUGUUGCUCAAGACAAGCAUCCCAUUUGCUGACACUGCCCUCGUCCUUCCUCCAGAACCAUGUUAGGUGACAUUCUUCUGUACUCAAAUGGUGUGUUGGGCUUUCCUCUAUUGGUAUACUUCUCAUCACUGACUUUCCUGAUACCCGCAAGAGAUCCCAAAACUUCUUGAAGGCAGAAAUUAAGUCUAGGAUCCUUGGGUCACUGCACUCAUCAAAAAGAAAAGCUAACUGUUACUGAACGCUGUCCUGUGCCAAGCACCUUCCACAUCCCCAUGGUAACCCUUGCAGCAAGGAAGUGAUGGUAACUUGGUCGAGGACUUAACCCUGGGCGGCGUGACCCCAGCUGUACAGGCUCCUAAGCCCUCGCCUCUGUCACCAUUCAGAGAGAGCAGGCGCUGCUUAAUUUAACAGAGGAGUGAACAGGAGGUGGGUCAGCAGAGAUAACUGUGGUGUGAGGCAAGCAGGGUGGGAGCCGCGUUAGGUCUGGGAGACAUGAUGAGAGUUCAGCCUAGGAAAGAGCUUCUGCAGCACUGCUGAGACCAGGAGUAGAGAGGGGACCAGCAGAGCAGGGAGGCUGCCAAGGAAGCACGUGCAGGAGUCUUAGAACAGAGGUGGCAGGAUGUGAGCUGAAGUGGAGGCUGCAAUGACAUCAGCUGUCAGCACAGACUUGCCUCCGAGGGAGGGCACUGAGCAGAGUGUAUCCACAAUACACGGGCACUUGGGGCAAACAGGCGUCUGUUUUGAUUUCUAUCCGCAAUCCCAGGGGAGCCCUGGGAUACUCCCCAGACAAGCCAAGAAGUUGAUUCCUCUAAACCAUCACCUGGGGCAUUAUUAUAGGUCUCCAUCUGCGUCACACAGAGACACCCGCUCCCUAGGUCCUGCUUCUCUUGGGACCAGGGUCUGUGCUCCCCAUGUUGAUCUCCUAAAUGACAAAGAGCUGCUGCCAUAGACUGGGUCACACUUUCACAGUAUAAGCAGCCCAUCUCUCCAUCCAUUCAUUCAUUCCCCCAUGACCGUUGAGUACCUACUAUGUGGCAAACACUGCCCUAGCCUGUGAGAAUAUAGGGAGAAGGAGAUGGAGGCAAGCCUGCUUUGAGAGAGCUUCCACUCCAGUAGGAAACCCUGGCGAGACCAAGCUGAGAUCCCAAGCCACAACUGCUGGCAUUAUCUUCCCCCUUUCUUCACCCCCUCAUCUCUCCUCAUGAAACUUCUGGAGCUGGUUUUUCUGGGUAUUAAAUUUUUUAAGCCUUUUGCCAUAAAAAGAAGCCACAGGCUCCUAAAUGCCCAUGCAGCCCCCAGUGGUCCAAGACAGGCCUCAGCAUCCACUCUGGAAACCACAAUGGUCCCCAGCUGGAGCACCAUCAUCUAAUCAUUCAUCCUAAUUGGAGAGCUGAGGACUAAACAAACGCCUGUGGAGGAGCCGCUGAACCCAGGCUGGGUGUGGGAGGCCACAGGGUCCUGCAGCCCCUUCACCACCAUGUUCUGUGACUCUGACCCCCACCACAUACUCACACCCUACACUUUAUGGUUAAUGCCUCUGUCUCCAUUUGUAAAGUGGGGUGGAGAGACGUUUACUUACACCACAUCUUUGCCCAGGUUGAUGGAUGAGGCCGGGGUUUCUCCUGGGGAAGGUACUAUCUAGUACUAUCUAAAUCCUUGCUUUUAUUUUUCAUUCACUUUGAUGCACUGUUGAGGCACUUUGAAAUGCAUAGGCUCACUCAAAUCUCAGAGCAACCUCCCAAAGAAGGCAUUUUUUCCACUUUUUAAAGAUGAGGAAAACCUCAGAAGGUAAUUUGCCCCAGGUCAUGCAUCCAGUAAGUGACCAAGCAGAUUCAAAGGCAAAUUCUCCAAAUCUCAACCCCAAGCCCAUGGCACUGAACACUACAGGGUGUGUGUUUUGGAGGGCAGGAGGUAAAUUCAAGAGGUUACUGCAGCUAUUCUCAAUAAGUUUCAGGUUCCCAAAGAGAAAAAACACACACAAAGAUACUAUAUUUCUUUCCUUUCCUGGUACUGUGAUUUAAGGUUGAGCACACAGGGGAAAAUCUACUGUUGGGCUAAUUAGUUUUAGCUUCCCAGAGCAGAGGUCAAGCCAAUCCAAUCCUGAAUACCAAAUAUCACACUUUAUUAUAGCAGACUCAGCGGGGAAAAGAUUAGUCUGAAGAAAAAUCAUAAUGAUAAAAUAUGGUUAAAGAAUGCAAUUGGUCAUUAACACAAGACAGUACUUUCUGCAAAUAAAUGCCUACCAGGUUAGUCUUAAAGAAAUAAUACAAAAUUUUUUUGAAGUCCAGUAAUUGCAGACAUCCCAGCAUUUAUGUACUCAAAAUAAUAUGAAGUCAUUUGUUUUCUGAACUAUGGUACCAUGUGCCCUUGUUUCUACUACUCAUUUGUACAAGACAUGGUUUCUUCAUGAGUACUACAAAGGUAAACCUCUACUCCUGCUUGAAUGCUCAUAAUUUCUCAAUUAGCAAGUCCAGAUGGAUGAGGCUGCACAGGGAAAGGUUUGAAUUAUUCCAGAAAAAUACCCUUCUUGCUGCUAUGCUGCACUUGUCCCAGAUCAAAGUAAGUGAACAUGGAACAGUAUCAGCUGCCCCUUCCCAGGCUCCCCAUCCUCAUGCCCAACCAGAAAGAAAACAAACACGGAAAACAAACCUGUCAGCAGCAGGCAUGAAUGUGAACUGGGCUCUUGAGCUCAAAAGCCAUUAGACCAACCAUAAGCAAACUGGCUAGAAAGACACUUAGAGUGAACCAGAAAAUUGUUGCUCAUUUCUCAGCUGUGUGGCCAAGACCCAGCCUUGCCAGCUGGUCACAUAGCUCUCACAGUGUCUCCCGUGGGCCACGUCCAGUGGGUCCUUGAUCUCAGAGACACAGUGAUUGCUAGUUUGCUUAGCAUGCUCCACUUUGGGGUAGCAUCCUGGGCCAAAGGUGAGUGAAAAUAGAAAAAGAGAUUUUCUCUGACUGUAGAGCCAAGCUUCCUGAGUUCAAAUCUCAGCUCAGCCUCUGAUUAACUCAGUGCCUCCAUCUUCUCAUCUGAAAAAUGGGGAUAAUUCUAGUAUUUAUUUCACAGGGUUGUUGGGAGGGUUGAGUGAUUUAAUAAAGGUUAGGACAGGGGCUGGCUCAUAGUUAACCACUAUCUGUGUAUAUUAUUAUUAUUAUUCUUUGUAACACCACAGUUAUUAUUAUUUUUUGUAAUUGUAGAAUUAUUAUCUGUUUCCCUCCACUAUACUAGCCCUGCGAAGGCAAGGGGGUCCAGGUCCUUCCCCUUCUGACCAUUAUAUUCCCAGGACCCGAGACAGACCUGGCUCUUGGUUGGACCUCAGUAUACAAUGGUCAGUGAAUGAAGGGAUGAAUGGAUCCUUACUCUGGCAGUAAGCUGUGUGUGACCUCAAGAAGAUCAUUUAUCUCUCUCUUGACCUCAGUUCCCUCAUGUGUAAAAUGAGAGGUGGGGUCAUAUGGUCAAUCACUUAAGGCUCUUCCUAUCAUUAGUGGACCACGAUCCUAUGACUCCAGGAAGAAGAAUAUUCAUAAUUGCAAUUAUGUCUUGAAAACGUACUGUGUGGAAGCUCAAGGGCUUCUCAGGUGGCACUAGUGGUGAAGAACCCACCUGCCAAAGCAGGAGACAUGAGAUAUGGGCUC